AUGGACCUUGGGUCUUCCGCUCUAAGCAACGGAGCUGGAGGCCCGGAUGGCGGCUCGCUUAGGUCCGGGUCGGGGACAGGCUCGGCAGGCUUCGUUCGCGUGCGGCGUCGCGCGGCGACGCACAAGGUGUUUCAAGGCGACUAUCUUCAGCUCGCAGACGAGAACCAUGCGAUCCUCAAGAUGCUGCGGAAGCAAGGCGACCAGAGCGUCAUUUUCGCCGACACGGUCGCCAAGGUGAACCGGCACAACAGAAUCGUUCCGCGGCUGCUGGUGGUGACAGAAAAGGCGGUCUACAUUAUUGAGCGAGAUACUUUCAGGCUGAAGCGGCGCAUCCCAUUGGACAUCAUUGAAUCGCUGUAUCUGUCUGAGCUGGCGGAUAACUUCCUGGCGCUGAUGGUCCCCAAGGAGUUUGACUGCCUGCUUGUGAGCACACGCAAGACAGAGAUUGUGACUGUAUUGGUGGAUGCGACUAAAACGACAUCGAGGGAGCUGAAAGUGUGCUUCAGCAACAAGCUGCUCAGAUACUCUGCUCGCACCGUUUCCUCACACCGUUCCCGCUGCGUGUUCGACCGGUUUCCAGUCCCCAUGGCGUCUCCUCGUUUCGCUGCUCGCUCGCCGCCGCCUGCCGUGGCGGCUGCCGCGCUCUGCCUGCUCGCCGUCGCCGUACUCGUCGGCUCCGCUGCUGCCGCUGAUCCCGUCACUGGCGUCACCCCCGAUAAGGAAGUGGCGGCGAUGCAUGCGAUCCGCGACGCGUUGGGCGUGGACGCGGUGCAGACGUGGCUGCCCGGCUGGGGCGACGCGGGGGACAUUUGCGGGCCGCUGGGGUGGGCGCCCGAGGUCAUGUGCGACCAGACGCCCGAUGGCAACUACACCAUCGUCGCCAUCUCCCUAUCGGGCGCCAUGAGGGGCACGCUCAGUCCGCUCAUCGCCGACCUCGACAACCUCCACCAGCUGAAGUUCUACAGCCUGGGGCUGAAGAAGGAGGGCCUGGUGGACACGCUCCUGACCCUCACGCAGCUCGACUCGCUCGAGAUCUACAACAUGCCGCUGGGCAUCACCACGGGGGAGCUCGACCUCUCCAAAUUCGCCAACCUCCAAAUCCUCACGCUGCGCAAUGUGAUGCUCAGUGGCCCUGUCGCCAAGCUCAACCUGCCGUCGCUCACCAACCUGCAAUACCUGGACUUGGCGCAGAACCAGCUGACGGGCGAGCUGCCCAAGGGGCUCUCCAACAUCGCCCACAUUGACCUCUCCUCGAACCAGCUCUCAGGAGUGCUGCCCAGAGACCUCAUCUCCUCGCCCAACGUCCAGGACAUAGUGCUCUACAACAACCGGCUCGAGGGCGCCCUGCCGGACGUCUUUGCCGCUGCCGAGAAGCUUCAGCAGCUGGACCUCUCCCAGAACAAGCUGGUUGGCUCCCUCCCUCCUUCACUCGCCGAGCUGCCCAGUCUCUAUUACAUUGACCUGAGCAGCAACUCCUUCCGUGGCAAAAUGCCGCGCUUCUUUGCUGCCUGCACCGUCACCAACACCAGCGCCUUCCUCAACCUGACGAGCAACAAGCUCACGGGCGGCAUUCCCAACAGCCUGGGCCUCUACGCCAACCGCAACACCGUGCGCCUCACUGUCGACCUGUCAAGCAACCAGCUGCAGGGCGCCGUGCCCACGAGUCUGCUGGUAGCAGACACGUUCUUCUACGACCACAACGACGGCCUCUGUGACGCACCCUACCUCCCCAUGUGCGGCCCUGACGGCAAGCCCGUUGCUGCUGAUGCCACUGAUCCCACUACUGCUGCUCUUCUCUCGCUCGUUCAGAAUCGCACUGCUGCCGACGACGAGCCCAUGCCUGAUGGGUCCACAGCUGCUGACUUCACCACGCCCACUCCCACCCAGCCCACCACUCCCACCACUGACACCGCCACGCCUGCUGACGCUGAUCCUGCAGCUGAGCCUGCUGUUGCGGCGAAGCCCGCUGCCACGGCUGAGCCGGCUGCCCCCGCCCCCCAGCUGACCUGCAACUGCGAGCAGCUGUCCGCGGGUGUCAUAUUCGGCAUUGCCUUCGGCGCUGCGGUGCUGGCGGCUGUGCUGGUGGCUGCGGUGGUGCUGACGUGGCUGCACUAUGGCAAUGCGCGCGCGGCGGCGCGUGUGGAGGGCGCUGGGUUCCUGUUUGCCCAUGGGGAGAAGGUGCAUGGUGCUGUCAAGGAUGUGGAGAAUCCGCCCCCCAUGGGGAGCUUCAACGAGCGGGACCAGCCUCGCGCGCCCGACGUACCCUCCGCGCCUUCCUCCAUGCUGCUCCCCUCCGCGCCCUCCCCCACUUCCGUCAACGCAAUUGGCCGAUCGCGCUCCCUCACAAACUCCUCUUCCGCCUCCCUCGUCGUUGCCUCUGUUCUCUCCGCAUCCCGCUCCCCCCUCCCCUCUUUCCCGCGCCAAUCCUCCACUUCCUCCACGUCCCCCUGCCGCGCCUUGCGCCCGUCGCCCCCCGCCGCGCGCGGAAGCGGCGCCGGGCGGGGGGAAGACCCUUCCGCGGAGGUCUCCCGCGAGUUCCCCAACGGCGACUCGUACCGCGGGCAGUGGGGGGCGGCGUGGGACGUGCCGCACGGCGCGGGGUGCUACGUGUGGGCGGACGGGAGCGUGUACGAGGGGGAGUGGGCGCGCGGGGAGAAGCACGGGCAGGGGCUGUUCGUGUGGCCGUCGGGCGCGCGCUACAAGGGCGAGUGGGCGCGCGGGCAGAUGCAGGGCGUGGGGAGCUACUGGGGCGCGGACGGGUCGUUUUACACGGGGAACUGGGCGGGGGGAGUCAAGCACGGGCUAGGGCGCAAGCUCUACCCUAACGGGGACCGUUACGAGGGCUUCUGGUCGUUCGGCGCGGCGCACGGGCCGGGGCGGUACGUGUGGGCGAACGGGAACGAGUAUUUCGGCGAGUGGGAGGGGGGGACGAUGAGCGGGUGCGGCACUUUCACGUGGGCGAGCGGCGAGCGGUACGAGGGCGAAUGGGAGGAGGGCGUGGAGCACGGCGUGGGCGUGUUCGCGUGGCGCGACGGUAGCCGUUAUGAGGGUACGUGGAGCCGCGGGCUUAAGGACGGUAAGGGCGUGUUCUACCCCGCUGGGUGCGCGCGUGGCGCAGGGGACGCUGGGGAGAGGGGGGAAAGGGAGGCGGGGACGGGGGAGGAGAGGGAUGGGGAUGAGGGGGAGGAGGAAGAGGGGGAGGAGGCGGAGGAGGAGGAGGAGGAGGAGGAGGAGGAGGAGGAGGAGGAGGAGGGGGAUGUUGAUGGGGACGGGGAGGGAGCGGAGGAGGAAGAGGAUGAGGAGGAGGGAUGGGGAUUGGAAGGCGAGGAGAAAGGGGAGGAGAUGGGGGGAGAGGCAGGGCAAGGGGGUGCAGUGGGAAACAGUGCUGCUGCAGUUGCAAUUAUUAACGGGUGCAGUCCUGAUGACGUUGAUGGUGCUCUGGCGGCCGUUGCAGCACCAACGGCAGUGGCAGCGGCGUCAGGGGCGAGUGUGGCGGGUGCAAGUGCGGGGGAAAGGGCUGCUGCGGGGCAGGCAGCACCUGGCGCCAUGCUGCUGUCCAAGCAGGCUCCAGACCUAAGCUCAGGCUCGUUCAACGCUGGCUCGGCGAGCUCAGGCUCGGGGAGGAUGGCUCGGAGGGGCGGUGCAGCAGCAGCAACAGGGGGAGGGGGAGGUACAGGGGGGGUGAAGGGCGUGCAGAGGAUGCUACAGAAGCGGCUUACAGCGGGGACGAGGGCGCUGGAGGUGGCAUUGGGGCCGACGGGGAGUGUGUACCUGGCGGCUGACGCUGUUCCCGCCAUGCCCCGCCCUGACUCCUCCUCGCUUGCCCGCGGAGAGGGCAGGCCAAGCGCGCGGGAGGGGGAAGGUGGUGUGGAGAAAGGGGCAGAGAGGAGGGAGGGGGGUGUGGAGGGAAGGGAGGGAGUUGGGGUGAGGGAGGAGAGGGAGAGGGAGGGAAGGGAGGAAAGGGUGGUGAUUGCGAUGGGGGAAGUGAUUGACGCGGACACGUGGCGGCCGCUCAUUGGCAGCGGUGCGGAGAGCAGCCAAUGGGAAGGAAGCAGCGGUGAAGCGGCAGUGGUGGGUGGGAGAGAGGCAGCGGGAAGUGGUGCAGAGAGGGAAUUGGAAAUGGGCAUGCUAAGCGGGGCGAGGGGGGUGAGGGAGAAGGCGGAUAGAGAGCCAUGGGAGAACGGGGCAGAGGGGGGAUAUGACAGAUUUCCCCCCCACCCUCUCACCUGCGCCACCAUGCCCUCCCCCCGUGCCAAGCCUGGCGGGCGCCCCCCUCCUGUCCCCGCGCGCUCGCCCCUGCCACCUGGCCGCCCCCCCCCGCCCCUUCCCCGCUCGCCCCUGGCGGCUGGGCGGGGUCUGUGCCAUGCGCGCCAGCCCAGUGACGACUUUUUUAUUGGCCUGUCGUCGGCCAAUAGCAGCAGCACACGUGGCAGCCCUGGCAGCAGGAAAGGGGGGCGCAAGUGCUUGUCGGGGCCGCUGCAGGCGCGGGCAGGCCUGGCGAGGGAAAGCCCUGCUGCUGCUGCCAACGUGGGACCUGCCGCAUUCAACUCAGCAGGUGCUGCUGCCAGCUCAGCAGCGAGUGGGGCGUCAGCAGUGGCGACGGGGGCAGGUGGGGCGGAGGGGGUAAGGUCACCGUGGGCUAUCGCGCGCGCUCUGACCAUGGGCCCUGUGCCGGGGCGAGGCCAGCAGUAUGCUGAGGGGGAGGCGCGCAGUGGAAGGGAUUGUGGGGCGCAGGAGGCAAGGGAGGAGGGCGGAGAGCAGGAGGUGACGAGUGGGGAGCAGUCAGGAGAGGCAGCGGUGCUGCGAUCAAGCGGGGGAGGCGAGGGCGGCGCGUGUGAGGUGCAUGGCGAUGGCUCAGAGCAGAUGCGUGCCCCUCCACACUCGCCACGCUCACACAUGCACCACCAUGCGCCAAGGGGCGCGGAUGGGGGAGUGCAAGAAGGAGGACCCGGGGGAGGGGGAGGGGGAGGGGGAGGGGGAGGCCAUGGGGAAGGGGGAGUGCAAGGGCACGGGCGCGCGGAGGGGAGGAGGCGGGGGCGGGGGCGGGGGCGGGGGAGGGGGUACAGCAUGGGGCAGGUGGCAGCAGUAGAGGCGGUGGAGGAUGCAGUGAUGGUGAGGGAGUACGUGCACGGCAUGCUCGUUGCACAGCAGCCCCUCUCCUCCCACUCCCACCCCCCGUGUGUGUGGUGGAGCGGUGGCACGUGCCGAGGGGCAGGGAGGGCAAGAGGGCGGGCGAGCUCAUCUACAAGGGCCACCGCAGCUACCUGCUCAUGCGCACGCUGCAGCUCGGCCUCCGGUGUGCCUUGUGCCUUGUGCUGCUGGGGUGAUGGGGGUGAUGGGGGUGAUGGGGGUGAUGGGGGUGAUGGGGGUGAUGCGGGUGAUGGGGGUGAUGGGGGUGAUGGGGGUGAUGCGGGUGAUGGGGGUGAUGGGUGUGAUGGGAUGAUGUACAGUGUGGGGAGGAUCACGCCAGACGCGCAGAGGGACGUGGGCCCGGCGGACUUCAACCACUGCCCGGCUGUGCGCUUCCCCCCGGCCGGCUCACCCACCACACCACCGCACUCCAUGCACGCCUUCAAGUGGCGCGACUACUGCCCCGCCGCCUUCAGGGCACUGCGCGCCAUGUUUGGCAUAGACCCGGGAGACUAUAUGCUGUCGCUGUGCGGGGACGACGCCCUGAGGGAGCUGAGCAGUCCGGGCAAGUCAGGCAGCGUCUUCUUCCUCUCGCAUGACGACCGCUUCCUCAUCAAAACCAUGCGCAGCACCGAGCUGCAGGUGCUCCUGCGCAUGCUCCCCGCCUACUACCGCCACGUGAAGCACAACCCACACACGCUGCUCACCAAGUUCUUCGGGCUGCACGCAAUCAAGAUCUACCACACCGCCUCCUCGCGCACCACCUCCCGCCUGGCUGCCAAGGCGGGCGGGCGCGAGUCAGUCAUCCGCUUCGUGGUGAUGGCCAACCUGCUGGUGUCGCCGCUGCGCGUGCACCGGCGGUUCGACCUCAAGGGGUCGUCGCAGGGGCGCAGCACGGGCAAGGUGGCCGUGGAUGACACCACCACUCUCAAGGACCUCGAUCUCGACCUUGCGUUUCUGCUCCACCCGCCCUGGCGUCCCCUGCUGCUGCAGCAGAUAGCAGCAGACUGUGCGUUCCUGGAGCAGCAGCACAUAAUGGAUUACAGCCUGCUGCUGGGGGUGCACUUCAAGGCCACAGGACCCCCGCCCGCCCCCAUCGUCACCAUCACCGAUGCACACCUUGACGGCCCAAGCCCCGUCUCUGUCCAACCCGCCGCAGCACCGCAUGGGAGCAGUGCCACUGCUGGCAGCACCAUGUCUGCAGAGAGGGAGCAAGGGCUCGUGGGCCAAGCAGGUGCAGCGGGCGGGCAGAGUGAGGUGCGGGAUGGGGGAGGCGGGGAGGACACGCAGCAGCCCCAGCAGGGCCAACAGGCGGCAUGUGAGAGUGACGCGGCUGCAGCCUCACGAAGGCUGAAUGUUCCCCCGCCCCUGCAUCAGCUGAGGAGGCGUCUAUUCCGCCCAUGGCAGCGCAUUCUCACGGACUCUCCCUCUCCUCUGCAGAGAUCUCUGGGGGACCCUGGCCGAGGAGGCACAUCAUCCUCUCACACCUCCCCUUCUCACGCCUCCCCCUCUCACACCUCCCCUUCUCACGCCUCCCCCUCUCACGCCUCCUCUUCUCACACCUCCCCCUCCCACACAUCACCAUCCCAUGCCGGUGCCACGACUGCUACUACUGCCACCACUGCCUCUCCAGCCGCUGCUGCCACCACCCGUGCCGCCACAGUGCGGCACUUCUUCCCGCGCUCGCUCACGGCAGGCAGCGGCGGCAGCAGCCCACUGCACCUGCUGGCGCCCUCCUUCCCCCACUCGCACUCCCUCACCACCGACGAGAGCAGCGUGGACGAGGGUAGUGCGGAGGGGAGUAGCAGCUGUGGCGUGGUGGAGGGGGACGGGAGGGCAUGCAGUGACGAGGAGGCGUUGGGCCCAGCUGAUGAUCGCGCUGGUGAUGGUGCUGCUGCUAGUGGCCUGGAUGGGUGCACGUAUCCCUCUCCGCCUCUCUCCUCCUCCCCCUCCCCUUGUGCUGUGGGUGCGGGAGCAAGGGCGGCAACUGGGACAGACGGCAAGAGUGCAGGUGCAGCAGGGGCGGUGGUGGGGCAGGCUUCACCAGGGGAGAAAACAGCCGGACGUGGAGGAGGAGCAGUGGCAGCAGCAGCAGGACGGGGAGGAGGGGGAGGGGGGGGGAAGGGGAGGGGGGUGGUGGGGCAGCUGUUGGGGCAGGGCAUGGGGGGCACGGCAGUGAGGGUGGACAGGCGCACUCGCAGGGCCGUGCAGGACCCACUGCUGGGGGAGGCGUAUGAGGUGCUGCUGCACUUCGGUAUCAUCGACAUCCUGCAGGAGUAUGACGUGGGCAAGCGUGUGGAGCACGUGGUGAAGAGCCUGCAGUACGACGGGCAAUCCAUCUCUGCAGUCAACCCCUCGCUCUACGCUCGCCGCUUCCGCUCCUUCAUCCUCUCCACCUUCCCCGACCCCCUCCACCCCCACGCCUCCCAUCCCGAUGCUCCCGAUGCUGAUGCUGCUCACGGCAACUGCACUGCUGAUGGUGGUGCUGGUGAUGGGGAUGAUGGUGAUGCUGAUGGUGAUGCUGAUGAUGGUGAUGGUGGUAACGGUAAUGGCAGUGAUGAUGACGGUGGUGAUGAUGGUGAUGGCUAUGGUGAUUUUCUUCUUGCCUCUCCCGCGGGAGGUGUUCGGGCGACGUGCAGCAUUUUCCGGCUGUCUCACUUCUAG
Messenger RNA from Closterium sp. NIES-65, 7794 nucleotides. The record is from the annotation of a GenBank genome assembly. Lineage: Eukaryota; Viridiplantae; Streptophyta; Zygnematophyceae; Desmidiales; Closteriaceae.